CCGCCGCUCGCUGUUCGGGAAUUGUGGGCUAAGUGAAAAUCAAGAUUUUUCCCCGGAUUUCCUGUUCCGAUUUAGCCGAGAAUCAUCAAAAUUACACCCAGGGAGAUGACUACGGUACGCAGGUGUAAUUAAGCAGAGCAGAAGACGGUUGGGAAGUUCUAUCUUAAACGGCAGGGUGAACGAGAAGUCAGCUGCUUCGCUUUCUUUUCCAAAGGCCACAACCAAGGAAACCCAAACCGAAACGACGAGCGGCGGGGCGAAGGAGGGGAAAGUUAAAAAUGUCUCGCGGUCCCGGCCCGAUUCCGAACCGCUGGCUACGAUGUCCCCGCAAAUCGGACUCACUGAUCGCGGAACGCUUCCUGGCGUUCAAAACCCCGUUGAAGGAAGAGUUCCAGUCACAGAUGCCGAUCGAAUGUUCCUUCACACCCUCGAUGCUGUUUGAUCUGAUGCGCCGGCACAAGGUGAAGAUCGGUCUGUGGAUCGAUCUGACCAACACGAACCGGUUCUACGAUCGGCACGGAAUCGAGGACGCCGGCAGCCAGUACAUCAAGCUGCAGUGCCGCGGCCACGGCGAGACGCCGUCGCGCGAGCAAGCCAAAGCAUUCAUCGAGAUCGUGGAAGAGUUCAUCCAGGACCAUCCGCUCGAUGCGGUCGGGGUGCACUGUACGCAUGGUUUCAACCGAACUGGCUUCCUGAUCGUGUCGUACAUGGUCGAGCGGAUGGACUGUGCGGUUGAUGCGGCAGUGAUGGCAUUCGCUCAGGCACGACCACCCGGCAUCUACAAGCAGGACUACAUUUCCGAACUGUUUCGCCGGUAUGGUGACGAGGAAGACGCACCGCUGGCACCGGAACUGCCAGCCUGGAGCCUAGAGUAUGACGAUAGCGAUCGUCCGAAUCAUCAGCUGCAGCAGCAGCAACAGCAGCAAGACCUGGAUGAGGACGAUCAGAUUGAAGGAGAGCAGACCUCAUCGGAUCGUGGUCGCGGUACGAAACGCAAAACCGGGGAACAGGAUGGUGAGAAUGGUGGUGGUAGUAGAUCUCACAAACGGAAACGGCUCUCCUAUAAUCCGAAUGCCGUCUUCAUGGAGGGUGUACCGCAGGUGACGCUUGUGCUGGAUGUAACACUGAUCGCACGGCUCCAGGAUCGUGUACGGAACAUGUGCGGCGGGACGAUGCAGGGCUUCUCCGGGGCCCAACCCGUCUCGAUGGAUAUGCAGAACAUUCGCUUUCUUACCGAGAUACCGUACCGGGUGUCGUGGAAAGCGGAUGGUACACGCUACAUGAUGCUCAUCCUUCGGGAAAAUGAAAUCUAUUUUUUCGAUCGCGACAACUCGGUGUUCGUUGUGCACGGUAUUCGGUUUCCGGCGCUCGAUGAUCCGAGCCGGCAUCUGGUCGAUACGCUUGUCGAUGGUGAGAUGGUGAUCGACAAGGUGGGCAAGGAGCAGAUUCCACGAUAUCUCGUGUAUGACAUUAUAUACUUCGCCAACCGGGAGGUACGCAAGCGGCCCUUCUACCCGGACCGACUAGGGCUGAUCCAGCGCGAGCUGAUCGACUCGCGGACGCGAGCCAUACAGAAGGGGCUGAUCGAUCGGAAGCAGGAACCGUUCGGUGUGCGACAGAAGCAGUUCUGGGACAUUACCCAAUCCAAGUCGCUGCUUGGGCCCAAGUUCACUCAAACGCUCGGCCACGAACCGGACGGAUUGAUCUACCAGCCAACGCUCGACCCGUACACGCCCGGUGUCUGCCCACGGGUGCUCAAGUGGAAACCGCACGACAUGAACUCGAUCGACUUCCGGCUGCAGAUCCAGGACGAGGCGAAACAGGGCUGUUUACCACGCAAGGUCGGGCUGCUGUUUGUCGGUGGCAUGGAUCUCCCGUACGCGGAGAUCAAGCUGACGAAAGAGCUGCGCCAGCUUCAGAACAAGAUCAUCGAGUGCAAGUAUGACGGUGGUUGGGUGCUGAUGCGCGAGCGAACGGACAAAUCGUUCCCGAAUAGCUACGCGACGGCCAGAAGCGUCUGGGAGAGCAUCCGCAAUCCGGUCACAGCCGAUCGGCUACUGAGCUUGAUCGAUAAGGAAGGCUACCGAUCGGACUCGGAGCGGAUGCCACCUCCCAGACCACAGUGAAGGACGCCGGAAGGACGAAAGAUCAACUAUCAUUAGUUCUUAGUUUUCCCUACACUUCUUCGAACUCUUCUCGGUGAAUAAAUGGCGAGCUCCUCUCUGGCUACCGAUCGGUAGAUGAGUUGUGAUUUAAAGGAAACGAAUGUGCGCAAUGAAUCUACAUGAAUAGAAGGGUGCGCAGAAUAUUGUAUUGUCAUUUUCUUGUUUUAUGCACAAACACACAUGCUGUUGCUAAUGUGCUAGUUCAAACGAGGCAGUUCCACUCUGUUGUGCUCUGAUUUUAAAAAUGAAAUUGGGAAAAGACAAGGAGCAGUAGAAAUGAAUGCAUACGGGAUCAAUUACAUUUCAGUUAUGUAUGCGGCUAUGCGGGAACUUGAUCAGAAAUGUCGAAUAGCUCGAGUUGAUGAAGGAAGCUUAAAAGACGUAGAAAAUAUAAGCCAAUAAAAUGAGAAACAUUGUUAGAGGAUGUGCAAGUG
Messenger RNA from Anopheles darlingi, 2599 nucleotides. RefSeq names its product mRNA-capping enzyme (gene mRNA-cap). Gene Ontology annotation, biological process: dephosphorylation; 7-methylguanosine mRNA capping. The transcript is spliced from 2 exons. The record is from RefSeq and is a predicted model, not a curated record. Lineage: Eukaryota; Metazoa; Arthropoda; Insecta; Diptera; Culicidae. Gene Ontology annotation, molecular function: mRNA 5'-triphosphate monophosphatase activity; mRNA guanylyltransferase activity; protein tyrosine/serine/threonine phosphatase activity. Bases 279 to 2126 code for a protein of 615 amino acids.